GGUACAGAGAACACCUUCUACACCCAUCUGUCUGAGCCUCUGGUACAGAGAACACCUUCUACACCCAUCUGUCUGAGCCUCUGGUACAGAGAACACCUGCUACACCCAUCUGUCUGAGCCUCUGGUACAGAGAACACCUUCUACACCCAUCUGUCUGAGCCUCUGGUGCAGAGAACACCUUCUACACCCAUCUGUCUGAGCCUCUGGUGCAGAGAACACCUUCUACACCCAUCUGUCUGAGCCUCUGGUGCAGAGAACACCUUCUACACCCAUCUGUCUGAGCCCCUGGUGCAGAGAACACCUUCUACACCCAUCUGUCUGAGCCCCUGGUGCAGAGAACACCUUCUACACCCAUCUGUCUGAGCCUCUGGUGCAGAGAACACCUUCUACACCCAUCUGCUUGUCAUCGCUCCGAUAACACUUAACGAGCAGGUCAACUCGCAACACCCGCUGAUCAUACGUUAAAACAUCCAAUACUAAUCAUCUCUAUCUCAGGCUCAGUGAAUCCCUCUCUCAUCCCAUCCUCGCAUCGUGGCUCAGUUAACACCUAUCUACUUAUCUACUCGCCUACCCGGGCCUGAGUUAUGGCUCCACAUACCUAUCUACUCGCCCCCCCUCCCCCGCCGAACUGAGUUAUGGCUCCCAAUAUCUAUCUACUCGCCCCCCCGGUUCCACAUAUGUAUCUAUUCCCACCCCCUCCCCUAUCGAGAAUUACACAUCAGCGUCUCAUGACUCAACGUGCUUGCCCCCUUACCAUAGUGACCAUGGGAAUGACCUAGGUGUAGGGCUCUGGGAAUCCUGGUGCUGGAGGAAGGUCGUGAUGGCCAGUAAUAUAAAACUGGAGAGCCACGAUCAACGGACCACACGCCGUCUGCCUCACCUCACCACUUCACCUGUGGUUAAUAUCACUGCAUCUCGCAUUUGUAGUUCAAGGAAAGAUGAGACCGAUUGGAGCAUGCUGGCGCCUGCUGCUGUUGGGUGUUUUGACAACUGGUGUCCACGCCGAAGACGAGUGGUCAUGGGGUCCCGAGUCCAGUCCUGCACCUGCUGCUCCUACCGCAGAGUUCCCUGGCAUACACGAGGCCUACCAGGAGUCACGUCUCCUCCCUGGCGAUGACACCCACCAGGAAAAAGUAGAGGGCAAGCGAGGAAGAUUCUUAACUCUAGGAGAGAGGAUGUGCGCUCUGGGCCUUGGUGUUUGCAAGAAGACCUAUCCUCCGGCAAUUGAGUCUCACUACGGGGCGCCACCUGCAGCCCCCACCAGCAGCUACUCCACUCUCCCCAACGACGCCUCCCACCCUCCACACAACACCCACAGCUCACCACCACUUAAGGGAUCACCUGCAGGUUUCAAACCAUUCUUCAUUCCGCCUAAAUCGUUAGUCGGUUCCACAGUCCUCAACCCAUCAUACAACGCGCCAGAUCUUCACAAUUAUCCACCAAAGCCAAUCCCCACAUAUGGCGUUCCCACUCAUAUUAACGCUGGUUUGAAAUCAACUUACACUGCUCUGGCCCCAACUUAUGCUGCUCUGGCCCCAACUUAUGCUGCUCCGGCCCCAACUUAUGCUCCUCCGGUCCCAACUUAUGCUGCUCCGGCCCCAACUUAUGCUGCUCCGGUCCCAACUUAUGCUGCUCCGGUCCCAACUUAUGCUGCUCCGGCCCCAACUUAUGCUGCUCCGGUCCCAACUUACUCUGCUAUAUUGACAACGUACGGACCUCCCACUGUGACUUACACUGCCUCUGAAUCUUCCUACUUUGAUGUUCAAGUGAAGCCCUCAAGCCUAGUUCACCACCAGCACACUCACACACACAUCCACCAAGGUGGUAGUGUCCCCGAGAACAGUAAUGGUAUCACCCAGGCGUCCGUCCCUUUCUCCCGCCCCUCGCUACUCCUCCCAGAGCUAGAAGCAGAAACGCCCUCGCUUCACCUGCCAGGACCCAUAGUGGAAGCAGAAACGCCCUCGCUUCACCUGCCAGGAUCCACAGUGGAAGCAAAAACGCCCUCGCUUCACCUGCCAGGAUCCACAGUGGAAGCAGACUCCCUCGUGUACCUCGAGGACUGCCUUUGUGUGCCGGCCACCGCUUGCUCUGUUAAUGAUAUUGUGGCCCGCAACUCGUCCUGGGACUACAGCGCACUUAUCGACGUUCGUUCACGAAGCUCAGAUAUUCUCUCCAACGCCACGGACAUCGAAGACGACGUGACAAAUACAGUCGUCCCAGAGAGCGAGGACACCACCCAGACGGACACAAGUGAAGACUCCCGCGUCAAGAGGGACAUCCUGGGUGCUGUUUACCACCUUUCUGACGACAACAUUAACCUCCAGCAUCGCCAGCAAGGCAAUGACCCAGGUGUAAGUGGCUGCAGAGGGGACGACGUGUGUUGCCGCAGCCCCAGAGUCAGCCAGCACCGCACACAACACAAGUGUGGCCGUCGUCACGCCCAGGGCCUGCUGGGCCGCGUCAAGAACUCACACUUCGUCAAAGGUGACGCAGAGUUCGGCGAGUACCCGUGGCAGGCAGCCGUCUUGAAGGUGGUGGACGGAGGAGACGUCGUGUACGUGUGUGGCGGCGCGCUCCUCGACCACCAGCACGUCCUGACUGCUGCUCACUGCGUCAACAGUCUUCAGGUGUCACAGUUGAGGGUUCGUCUUGGGGAGUGGGACGUGAAGACAGAGACAGAGUUCUACAGUCAUCUGGAGCUGCCAGUCGCCACCGUCCAAAGUCACCCACAGUACAACGCCGGGAACCUUCAUAACGACAUCGCUCUCAUCACUCUCAAAACUACUGUUGACUUCUCAUCUAACCCGCACAUCUCGCCCGUGUGUCUGCCAGACGCCUACAGCAGCUUCGUGGGUCAGCGCUGCUACUCUACCGGCUGGGGGAAGGACGCCUUCGGUACGGAUGGGAAGUACCAGAGUGUGCUGCAGGAGGUGGAGUUGCCCGUGGUUGAUUACCACCAGUGCCAGGAGGCCCUGAGACACACUCGCCUGGGACCCAGCUUCACCCUCCACCAGGGCAUGCUGUGUGCUGGCGGCGAGGAAGGUCGCGACACCUGCAAGGGUGACGGAGGCGGCCCCCUAGUGUGCCCGGAUCCCGAAGGAAGGUCGCACCUGGCUGGUCUGGUCUCCUGGGGCGUGGACUGCGGCCUGCCCGGCGUCCCAGGUGUCUACGUCGACGUAACCUACUUCUUGGAAUGGUUACGUCAGGUGGGAGUCGUCUCCUCUUACUGACCUUCGCUCUCGUCAUUGCGUCACUAUCUACUACGUCAUGUGACGGCUGAUGGUUUCCAGCUCAUUGUGGAGCUCUGUUCGGGUAUCAUCUCGGAUUAUCUUUUAACUGUAUAUAUAUAUGUAAAUAAAG
Messenger RNA from Procambarus clarkii (red swamp crayfish), 3360 nucleotides. RefSeq lists its product as uncharacterized. The record is from RefSeq and is a predicted model, not a curated record. Lineage: Eukaryota; Metazoa; Arthropoda; Malacostraca; Decapoda; Cambaridae. Gene Ontology annotation, biological process: proteolysis. Gene Ontology annotation, molecular function: serine-type endopeptidase activity.